GUAAACAUCCCCGCUCGAUUGGGAGGUGACGCUCAUCACUGGUUUAGUACCUAUAUGUGGGUAGAUCUUCAGACCUUCGAACGAGACUUUCGGAACCGAUUUGAUUACGUUCACCCAGAACAAGCGCUUUACAUGAUCAAGGAUCGAGUGCAAAAACCUCUCGAGUCCGUUGCGGAGUAUCGAAACCGGUUCUAUCGAAUGUUUGUAAGGACUGAGCGAGGGGAGCAAGUAAGGAGAGAUCUGUCCAUAGACGGACUCCGCAGCCGAACAAUAAGGGCGAAGCUGCGAAAGCAGUUUUCCCCCAUCAAUCAUACAUUACAGCAAAUCAUGGACGCAGCAGAUGACAUGGAACGGAAGUUCACGACGAACUUCCUGGAAGGAGAGGACUAUCUUAGGGAAGGAGAUUCCUCCGAAGUCGCAAGGGCAAAAGCCAAAUUGGCUGCGCUGCAAAACAAAUUCGAAAACAUGGGGUUUGUGUCGGGUCCUGUCACUUACAUAGAACAGAUAGCCCCUAAACGACCAGCUCCAAGUGAGAUCUUAAGCGUCCCCGUCUCUGUAAUGCCAACGCCUGUAAGAACGGCACCCUCUCCCCCAGUCGAGGCUCCCGUACGAUCGAAUGAAUCCAUUGCCAUACUCGAGCUAACCAAAACCUUGGUUAGUCUAAUUCAGGAAAGCAAAAAGGAACAGCGAGAGCAAAAUGCUCGGUUGGAGGCCAUGAUGAGGAACAUGCGGCCCAUUGCGGUGCGUGCCCCUUCGAUUCAGCAAGGGUUAGCCUCGUCCCCCGCUCUUGGAGGAAUCCCAAACGAUCUGAACGUAUAUUGUGCAUGUCAUCAACCUGGACAUCUAGCCCGUGAUUGCACUCACAGACCUCCGCAACAACGUGUCGGGGUCGCGCCGAUGGCCGCGGCGCCCAUCGCUAACGGACCAGGACGAGUCAGAGCUCUGAUGGAAGAAAUAGAGGGUGGGGGAAGUGCCCUAGCCACCACGGAAGAGGCCAUCGAGCUGAUCCCGUUAGAUCAGUACGUAUCACCUGGUUAUCCCGGGCUUGGAAUGAUUGGAACGAUCAGACCAGCGCCAGAACAGAAAGAGGUGGCGGAGUGGCGACCUUCUCUAGGAGAAAUGGAAUCACGAGGACCCACUUUCGUCACGGGAGAAAUCGAUGUAUUAAACAUCGUCCGAGCCUUGGACCAUCGGAUCCCGCUUCCGAUCGGUCAUUUACUUUCGAUCUCUGAACAAGCCAACGAGCGGAUGUUGCAGCACUACAAAGCGAACCGAAAACGAUUCGCUCUGGCUCGAGUACCGAACGCAAAAACUAAAAGCCCCACACUCAAAGAAAAUCUGACAGGCACGUCGGAUCCAAUACGGGUAGGAUUAGUACAAAAAGACAAUCAUUUCCUACGGAUUAAAUCCAUCCCAUGGAAAUCUGCGGAAUGCGAUAUUGAAAUAUGGGGAAUUCCGUACAAUGCAAUCAUCGACUCGGGAGCCUCUGUUUUGGCUAUUUCGUUAAGAGUAGUUGAGAGAGUGGGAAGGAAAAACGAUUUGAUCAUGCUCACUGAGAAAGAUCAGCUCGUUUCGGCAGAUGAAGAAAAGAUCAAGACCGUGGGAAGAAUGACCAAUGUCGCUUUCCGAUUAGGAAAAGUGCACGCGCUUGGGGAUGUCGUAGUACUAGAUCGAGCGAUGAACAUGACGUUCCAGAAUUUCGUCAACAAGACACGACUGACACAAGGGAUGAUUAACUUCUGCGUGAUCGUGUACAUGGACGAUAUCCUGGUCUAUUCGCAAACCUAUCACGGACACACGCAACAUAUCGAAUGGACAUUGGGCGCGUUGAGAGACGCCGGGUUCAAGAUUGCGCUCGAGAAGAGCGAAUUUUUCCUCUCGAAAAUUUCGUUCUUGGGCUACGUCCUGACUCGUGGAGGACUACGACCGGACUCAAGAAAGGUUGCAGCAGUGAAGGAAGCCCCGGUUCCCACGUCACUGACGCAGGUUCGAGCCUUCUUGGGGUUAGCAUCGUACUACCGGCGCUUCAUCAAGGGCUUUGCCGCGAUUGCACGGCCAUUAACGAACCUGCUAAGGAAGGACCAGCCUCUCAGCUGGGACGCGGAGUGCCAACAGGCUUUCCCAACCCUCAAGGACGCUAUGGCGACGGCCCCUAUUUUGACUCGGUCGGACUCCUCGAAACAGUUCAUUAUCAUCACGGACUGGCAACCGGAAGCUAUCUCUGCUAUUUUAGCACAAAAGGGGAACAAUGGUCGCGAACACGUCAUCGAAUAUGCGUCACGCACGGUACCGGACGAGCGAAGGAAUGACUCAGCACCUCAGGCGAAGUUCUUUGAGCUCUCGUUCUGCCUGCUACGAGUGAAUCUGAACUGGACGUGGGAAGGCGAUCGGAGGCCCUCGCCAGAAACCGUGGAGUUGAUCGUCAUUCAGGCGUGGAGAACUAACGUGGUGGGAGACCUACUGGGAUUCGUCUUUGGAGCAGUGGAUCGGGGAUACCGAUCACAGAUCGCGCGCGAACUUACGAUCGUGAUCGCGCGACAAGCCGACGAGCUCCCCCUCGAUAUCGUCUCUCAGAGCGACGAAGAGCCGCUGCCGAAUGUCCUUUCAAGGACUCUCGCCCCGAGCCUCCAGUGGUCGGCUUGUAUCGAGGAGCGCUGGGCGGACGACCGUUUCCCAUCUCGCAGCGAGUACCUGGACGUCCACAGCCUAACUAACCCCCGCUUCUUUCGGCAACCAACGGCGUUGGAGUGGGCAGCGCUGAAAGCAGAGGAAGAAGCAGAAGAAGAAUCGGAAGGAGAAUUAAGGAGAGAGGCCAGGGAAGCAACAGCCCGGUUGGCCGAGGACGAGGAAGAAGAACGCGAAGCAGAAGCAGAAGCGGCGGAAGUCGAGGACGACGAAGAAGAAGAAGCAGAGGGGGAGACUUCGGAAGAAGAAGAGGAAGCCUAUAGCGAGCACAAUGAGAGGGAGCAAAGUGAAGAGGAGGAGGAGGACGACGACGACGAGGGAGUGGAAAGCGGAGAAGACGAUCGGGAGCCAGCGCACGACGAUGAACUCGAGUGGGUGCCAAAACCAGAUCGUCGAGAAGAGAAUCCUGAGGCCGCUGCGCAGCACAAGGAGGGCGCGGAGGGAAAACGGCGAGUGAUCGACCCCACACCGAACGAUCCUUCCAAGGAUCCCGAGCCGCCCAAGCCGGAACAUGGGGACCUUGCUGCCACGACCUCGAGCGCCGCGACAACAAGGCGGCGACCCCGAUCCCGAUCCUCAUCCCCCUCCGCCUCCACCCGUCCCCCAAUUCGUCAACGUGUCGAUGAGGGGCUUCGCCCUUCGUCCCCGAUCCAUAUACCACUGUCCCCUUAGCCAUCUCUCUUUCAAUCACUAUCUUCAUCGCGUCGUUUUCCCCCGUAA
Messenger RNA from Chara braunii, 3405 nucleotides. Lineage: Eukaryota; Viridiplantae; Streptophyta; Charophyceae; Charales; Characeae. The record is from the annotation of a GenBank genome assembly.